Molecule: messenger RNA, 1921 nt
Organism: Aspergillus piperis CBS 112811
Lineage: Eukaryota; Fungi; Ascomycota; Eurotiomycetes; Eurotiales; Aspergillaceae
Product: YVTN repeat-like/Quino protein amine dehydrogenase
Exons: 3
Coding region: 277-1746 (489 amino acids)
Biological process (GO): protein localization to mitotic spindle pole body; microtubule anchoring at mitotic spindle pole body; mitotic sister chromatid segregation
Cellular component (GO): microtubule organizing center; MWP complex; mitotic spindle
Molecular function (GO): protein binding
Source: RefSeq, a predicted model, not a curated record
CUUUGUUGAUGCGCAUGGCUAUCAUUAGCAGCUGUCACAUCUGUGUUUUCAUAGUACUGCUUACCUAAUCUAUGUGAAGCCUUGGCGCCUUCCAAUAAAGUGGGUUCAGAUAAAUAAUGAAACCUUCAAAACAGUCCCAGGACUUCGAUCCCUAGAAGCUCGUGAUGAGAAACAGUGUCUAGGAUGCGCAUGAUACCAGGAGUACAUGCACGCGUCAUAAUUUCUGUACUGCAUCUCGACGGCAGUUACUGAACCUAGCUGCAGCUGAAAUCAACAAUGGACUCCACCGGAGCAGGGGUCUCAAACACAAUCUCUCUAUCUGAGGAUGGCGACUACGCCGCGCAAUUGAAUGGCAGAGAUCUUGUCCUCCAUCUGGACCCGGCAUCGCCUGAUUUCAAAGAGGUACAGAUCGUCAAGCUUAAGGAAAUUGCUUCAAAGUUCUUGAAGUUCUCCAGAUCCAAGCCUGUUUUACCUUCAAGCACGCACUCCUACGCAGGAGUGAGUUCCCCAGGAAGACGCGUGCUUUGUUCUAGUGAUUCACGGAUCCUGGUCUGGCAAUUGGACCCGUUGCAAUUGCUCGCAGAAAUCGAAAGCAUUGAGCCUGGCGCUACAUACGUCGACUUCGGAGGCGAUGAGAACGAGGUCGUGUUCUUUCAUGCCUGGAACACGAAAAUAACAGUCUUCGGAUUGGACUCUGGUCGAAGCCAAAUCAUCAAAAGUCCCAAGUUUUCGAACAGCAAUGGCUUCGGUUACCGGCCCAAAACAAGGCAAUUUGCUGUUCUUCUGAAGCCGGAUGCAGUUGAUCUAUUGACCAUUCACGAAUUUCGAUCUUACGAGCUCAUAGGCCGAGCAGUCUUGCCUACAAUAGACGCUCAGGGCCUCAAAUGGAGUCCGGACGGGAGAUGGAUAGCCGUGUGGGAUGCUGCGAGUGCGGGCACCAGAGUCCUCAUUUUCACGGCUGAUGGGCAGCUCUUCAGAACGUAUAGUGGCCCCUCGGGCAUCGAUAGUUCGCUCGACCUCGGCGUUAGAGGGAUAGAGUGGAGCCCUGUUACAGGGCAACGCGGUGUGUCAGAGCUUCUGGUUGUUGGAAAGGUCGAUGGGACUGUUGACAUUCUCAAGACACGAACAUUUUCCUGUUCUAUCACACUGUCCCAUGUCUUUCAGAUAGAGCAGAAUUCCCCCAGUGUCUGGCGGGAACGCUAUGCAGCUGACGGAGACCUUGAAUAUGCUGAAGCAUCGAGCUCCUCUGCGUUCGGUAUGCCAGUCGAGCCAUCCGGGGCGCCCCGGGGAGUGUCGAUCAUGGCCUUUAGCGCCAGCGGGACUCUUCUGGGCACCGUCGAUCCGACGCGACCAAACAUUGUCUGGAUAUGGGAUUUGGAGAGCACCCCAGUCCUGUUGUCGGCGCUAGUCCACGAACAUACUGUUAGACAGGUCGUGUGGCACCAUUCCAAGACGCAAUUACUUAUAACCACAGCGAAUACCGCCUACGCUGCUGUUCGGUACUGGUCGCCGUAUAGCCAGCCGUUAGUUACGCGCAUCCCCGUCCCGCGAAGCGAAACCGGACGAUACGAGGUGCGAUGGCUGUCUUUCGAUGAGGAUGAUGAUUCGAAGUUCUGGUUUGGAACCCCGGACGACUUUGUACUUGGUCACCUUGAGAGUGUCGAAGAUGCGCCACAAUUCAAGGUUACCACUACCAUUAAUGGUAAAGUCAAGGGAAGUAGCUACGGACCUAGUACGAGCAGAUGAGUUCGCCGACGAGGAGUGCCACAAAGCGCAUUUAUCCGGCUGAAUGAUCAUAUUGCCAGCUGGUCCUCUAUACUACUAUACACCCAAUGGCAUCAAAGCCGGGUAUGCUUUUACGAGGGAGAUUUCAUGAGGGAAACCCUAUAACGAACUGAUACAAUACCUGUGUACAUAGCGG